Lathyrus oleraceus (garden pea) is the source of this 2339-nucleotide messenger RNA. Its product is annotated as probable pectinesterase/pectinesterase inhibitor 51. Lineage: Eukaryota; Viridiplantae; Streptophyta; Magnoliopsida; Fabales; Fabaceae. The transcript is spliced from 2 exons. Gene Ontology annotation, biological process: cell wall modification. Gene Ontology annotation, molecular function: enzyme inhibitor activity; pectinesterase activity. The coding region runs from base 286 to 1968 and encodes 560 amino acids. The record is from RefSeq and is a predicted model, not a curated record.
GGCGUGUAAACAAAACACUCCACGUGCCCUCAUUUAACAAUCGUUUUCACGUUUUACUUUUCACUUUUCACUUAGGCAAUCACAAAAACGAGUCUGAUCUGAAUCGGAUCCAGCAAUCACUCUCCAUUCCACUGUCAUAGUGACAUUCACCGCCUCUUGCUUCUUCCACCAAAUUACUAAUUUUUACAGCUACAUGAACAACAACAAACGCCCUAAUUUAGGAAGCUAAUUCCCAAGAAUAACCGAAUCAGAUCAAAAGCCCCCUUCAAUUAAUCCCAACCUAACAUGACCAACACCCAUCUCAGAAAACCCUUUAAACAACUCCCCAUCCCAAUCAUAAUCUCCACCCUCCUCAUCCUCUCCAUGGCAUCCCUCUCAUUCCUCCUCCUAUUCCUCUCUCUCUCAUUCUCCAACUCUCACUCCUCCACCACUCUCCACAUCCAACAAGCCUGCAAAGCAACACGCUUCCCUCAACAAUGCCAAACCUCCCUCUCCUCACUUUCCCACAAUCUUCCCGCAAACCCUAACCCCCUCCACAUCAUCCAUUCCGCAAUCUCCCUUUCUUCCAUAAACCUCAACAUCGCUCAAUCCAUGCUCAACUCCAUCCUAGACGCUUCUGCAGGCAACCACUCCCGCAUCAAUGUCGCCAAAAGCUGCCUCCAGGUUUUCCACUACUCUCACCACCGUACCUCUCUUACCACACACGCGCUCUCACGUGGGAGAAUCAAGGACGCACGCGCCUUCAUGACUGCUGCAUUGUCUUACCAGUAUAGCUGUUGGUCUGGUCUUAAAUACGCUAACGACACUGAAUUAGUUUUCAAAGCUAUGUCGUUUCUUGAGUCUCUCACCGGCCUCUCCAGCAAUGCUCUCAGCAUGAUUCUCUCUUAUGAUCUCUUCGGUAAUGACACUCAUUCAUGGAGGCCACCUCGCACUGAGCGCGAUGGUUUUUGGGAGGAUUCCGGCUCGGGUGUAUUCGGCCCGGGACCUUCGGUGCCGGCGAAUCUUACGCCGGAUGUUAAGGUGUGUAAGGACGCGGGCAGUGGGUGUUACGGGACGGUUCAGGAAGCAGUUGAUGCUGCGCCGGAUAAUGUGGACAUUGGUGGAGGGAGGAGAUUUGUGAUACAUAUAAAGGAAGGGGUUUAUGAAGAGAGGGUUAGGAUUCCGUUAAGGAAGAGGAAUGUUGUGUUUUUGGGGGAUGGCAUUGGUAAGACUGUCAUCACCGGCUCUGCAAGUGUUGGACUACAGAAGGGAAUGACAACAUAUAACUCUGCCACGGUUGGGGUUGUUGGGGAUGGAUUCAUGGCGAAGGAUCUCACAUUUGAAAACACAGCAGGUGCGAAUGCACACCAAGCAGUAGCAUUCAGAUCAGACAGUGAUCUUUCUGUUAUCGAGAAUUGUGAAUUCAUAGGCAAUCAAGAUACUCUCUAUGCUCAUUCCCUGCGCCAGUUUUAUAAAUCUUGCCGUAUCAUAGGUAAUGUGGACUUCAUCUUUGGAAACUCAGCUUCAUUCUUCCAAGACUGUGAACUCCUAGUCCAGCCUAGGCAAGCGAGGCCAAAGAAAGGGGAGAACAACGCCAUUACUGCACAUGGCAGAACUGACCCUGCUCAGUCGACAGGUUUUGUUUUCCACAAUUGCUUGAUUAAUGGUACUGAAAAAUAUAUGGAGUUGUAUUAUGACAAGCCUAAAGUACACAAGAACUAUCUCGGAAGACCGUGGAAGGAGUAUUCUAGAACAGUUUUUAUUAAUUCGUUCAUGGAAACCAUAAUCACACCACAGGGUUGGAUGCCAUGGAGUGGAGAUUUUGGACUGAAUACACUCUACUAUGGGGAAAUCGGAAACUCUGGACCCGGUUCUAAUUUGACUAAGAGAGUGUCCUGGAGUAGUCAGGUUCCUGCUGAACAUGUGUACACGUAUUCACUGCAGGGUUUCAUUCAAGGAGAUGAUUGGGAUAGCCGUAUCAGUUAUUAGUUCAUCAUGGGACAGAGUAAAUUAUGGUAGAGCUAUGAUUAUGAAUAGGAGGUUUCGGUAAAUGGGGAAUUUUUCAUAUUCUUUUCCACAUCUACUUUGCAAACUGCUGAUACAAGGAGGAUUUCAAUAAAGCCAUGGAGAGGGUGGAGUUCCAAAUCUUGCAUCAGUUCUGCUGGUAGAUACACUUUAGGGUUGUUCCUACUCAUUUUUAUUAGGUAGACCCUCUGUCCCCGCAUAUUCUUCUUUUAUUAUGUGAUGGCUGUGGUAUAGAAUGAUGAUCUGAUCAUAUAAAAUUAGUAAAUUUCAUUCCAGAGCUUUCCAUCCGAUGUAACUAUACGAAGAGGAUAUCGAAGUAAAAUCCAUUAUGGUGA